ACGCAUUCUGAACUUUCAUAGCUGCACAACUACAUUAAAUCGCACGUGCACAGCAAAUUUCCUUUAUCAUGGACGUUUUCAAGCUAUUGUCAACACACCUCACUUUUAUUGCAAUUGCUUGUGCUUUCCAUCAUGGUUUAUCAGCAGCGGAAAAGUUGGAAAAGUGGCAGAACUUUGUUCGUAUGACUGAAUCAGACUGGAACGGGGAAUUUACUGUCACACAAUCUGCUAUGUAUGCAGGCACCAGUAACAUCAGACAGAAACGCACGGAGAGGGGAACGGAAUCGACAUCUGAACAAGAAUGUCCAAAAGGUAGACCGUCUACUAGUGUGGACGAGUUUAUAGCAUGUCCGAUGUCCUUCUGUCAACACACCAGCUACAGGUGUGCCAUUCGAUGUCUAGGACAGGAAUCUGGUGACAACUGUGAACUAUACAACUGUACAUGGCACCACCACUGUCCAUAUCCUAGUCGUGGUGGUAAAUACACUAUUCCUAUAGAGAAAGUUUGUGACGGUGUAGCCCAGUGUACCAAUUCUGAUGACGAGUCCUUCUGUGUCAAGCCAUGCCCACAAAAAUGCACGUGUACUGGUUUAAUUAUCAGCUUCAUCUCUACUCCACUCAAUACUUUACGUUCUCCUUUUACGAAAAUCUCCUUUUUCAUUAACAAGAUCGAUCCACCUUUAAAACUUUAUGUCAACUUUUCAGACUAUUCAUAUCUUGCAAUAAGAGGCAUGAAUGCAACACCAGAUAAUUUCACCAGAGGUUUAUAUAAUAUACAAAAUUUGGUGUUAACGGAAAACAAUAUAUCGUUUGUGACUAGUGAUAUGUUCACUGACAUGUCAGGUCUACGGUCAUUAAGUUUAUCAUCUAAUAGGAUCACGCAUUUAAAUGGUAAUAUAUUUAAUGAACUGUCUGCUCUUAGGCGUCUAUCUCUACAUAAAAAUCGGAUGAAAAUGCUUCAAGCUGAUGUCUUUACCGGACUAUCCACACUUACGCAUCUGAAUCUAGGUAACAACCAGAUACAAAUCCUUCCAGCUGAUGUCUUUACCGGACUAUCCACACUUACGCAUCUGAAUCUAGGUCACAACCAGAUACAAAUCCUUCCAGCCGAUGUCUUUACCGGACUAUCCACACUUACGCAUCUGAAUCUAGGUCACAACCAGAUGCAAAUCCUUCCAGCUGGUGUCUUUAUUAGAUCAUCUACACUGACACAUCUGUAUCUACAUAACAAUCAGAUUAAAGUCCUUCCGACAGAUAUAUUUAAUGAACUCACCGCUCUUACGUAUCUGUAUCUAGAUAAAAAUCGGAUAGAAAUCCUUCCAGCCAAUGUGUUUACUGGACUUUCUAAGCUUACACAUCUGUUUUUAAAUAACAAUCAGAUAAACAUUCUUCCGGAUGAUAUCUUUACUGGACUAUGUAAACUUUACCAGCUAUCUCUAGAAAACAAUCAGAUACAAACUCUUCCAAAUUAUAUCUUUACUGGACUAUCUACACUUAAAGAUCUGUCUCUAGGUAACAAUCAUAUAAAGAGCCUUCCGACUGAUGUCUUUAUGGGACUACAUACACUAUACUAUCUUUCUCUAAGUCACAAUCAGAUAGAAAUCCUUCCAGGUGAUAUUUUCAGUGGUUUAUCUGUGCUUAGCUCGAUCUUACUAAACAACAAUACCCUAUCCAUUAUACCUGUUUUACCUUCCUCUGUUAGAUUGCUUGAUAUAUCGUUCAAUAGCUUCACGAUGUUACCUGCUGGAAUAUUUUCCAAUUGUAGUCAAUUAAACCUUUUAAACAUCAUAGGUAACAAAAUAGAAAUACAGGAACACAUGUUUGAAGGAUUAAAUAAUCUGUCUACUUUAUUGACCGAUACUCCUUUCAUGUGUUGUGUUAAGCCUCCGUCUGUUUCUGACAAUAGAUGUUUGAGAGAUCACAAAAAGUUGGCGGAUUGUUGGUUUGGAUAUUUGUCUUGCAAAUCAGAAGGAGAUGCGAUAUCUUCAUGUUAUACAUUGAUAGGUUCAGUUGCACUAAGAACAUCUCUCUGGGUAAUUGGAGUUUGUGCUUUAAUUGGGAAUUUUGCUGUCAUGUUCUACCGACUAUUCAUAGACACAGAUAAUCUUACAAUGAGUUAUUCGUUCUUUGUACUGAAUUUGAGUUUAUCAGAUUGUCUAAUGGGCGUCUACAUGAUUGUGAUAGGCAUUGUAGACAUCUAUUAUAACGGUGUCUACGCAUGGAACAACCAAACAUGGAGAAGAAGUACUCUAUGUACCACAGCUGGAGUUCUAUCCAGUAUAUCCAGUGAGAUGUCGACGUUUCUUAUUCUACUGGUGACGAUAGAUCGAGUCAUUGUCAUUAUGUUCCCAAUGUCCCGUCUUUCCAAACAGAACAUCUCGUGGAAACAGGCAUCCGUGGUCUCAGUGUGUCUGUGGCUUAUUUCUACCACACUUGCAGUCAUCCCAGUUAUUUCCAUGCAGUCCUACUUCAAGGGGGAAUACUACUCUCAGUCAGGGGUAUGUCUCGCCUUACCAUUGACUGACAUCGAACAACCAGGUGCUGAAUAUUCGUUUGCAGUGUUUGUUUGUCUCAACUGUCUCGUCUUUUUAGCUAUAGCCAUAGGGCAAAUCUGCAUGUUUAAAAGUUUGAUUUCAAGCCCAGGGCGUCGUAUGGCCUCGUCACAGUCUCGUCAACGGGAUAUAUCUGUAGCAAGAACUCUCUUUAUGGUGGUGGCGACCGACUUUUGCUGUUGGUUUCCGAUCGGCGUAAUGGGAGUGAUUUCAAAAUUUGGAUACCAGAUGCCGCACGGUGUUUAUGCGUGGGUUAUGGUGUUUGUUUUGCCAAUCAAUGCUGCCAUCAAUCCAUUCUUGUACACGGCCUCAGCUAUAUGGAGGAAGCGACAAAGAGAACAACAGAUUGCAAUGACGACGUCAAAGAAAAACACCAGAAGGAUUAACGCGAAAUCGAGAUGAAUAUACUUUAACAGCCAUUUCUCUUUGCAAGAAGUGUAAUACAACUUAGCGAAAGACACCGCUGGAAAGAACGGGGAUUACUCCAUUUUUGUUUGUAGAUUUGUGAAAUAAAG
Pecten maximus is the source of this 3067-nucleotide messenger RNA. RefSeq names its product relaxin receptor 2-like. The record is from RefSeq and is a predicted model, not a curated record. The transcript has 5 exons. The coding region runs from base 69 to 2954 and encodes 961 amino acids. NCBI's taxonomy places the organism in Eukaryota, Metazoa, Mollusca, Bivalvia, Pectinida, Pectinidae. Gene Ontology annotation, molecular function: G protein-coupled receptor activity; protein binding. Gene Ontology annotation, biological process: G protein-coupled receptor signaling pathway. Gene Ontology annotation, cellular component: membrane.